Molecule: messenger RNA, 592 nt
Organism: Dichomitus squalens LYAD-421 SS1
Lineage: Eukaryota; Fungi; Basidiomycota; Agaricomycetes; Polyporales; Polyporaceae
Exons: 2
Coding region: 70-246 (58 amino acids)
Source: RefSeq, a predicted model, not a curated record
CCCCCACAUACGUAGUCUUGACGAGCUACGAUAUCCUACUCUAUCUCUUCGAUCAGUUCCAGUGGUGCCAUGGCCCCAGCCGGGAUUACCUUGCAUCUUGUGCGCGGGUUUGUCGCGCUUGGCAAGACCCCGCUUCGUAUGUCUUAUGGAGAAAAUUACCGGCUUUGCAUCCCUUGUGGAAUCUUCUUGCUGCGCGGAAUUUCUCGCCCGAAUCCAAAUGGCUUUCUGCCUACUGGCAGUACAUAGACGCCGACGGCUUCGUAAAGAACGUAAUCACCCGCGAUAGGGAACGGUGGAACUACUUCCUUCUCCGCGCUUCGCACGUCCGUGAAGUCGGCAUAGCCGCCUGUGGCCCAAGUGAACUUGCCCUAGCUCGGGCCCUGACUGAAUACAACAAGGGGAAGUCGUUGCUACCAUCGCUUCAGCGACUCUCUUGGAGACAUGCCGUACCCACGGACACCUCAGUGCUCCUGUUCAGCUCGCCGUCUCUUCGCGAUCUGGAGGUGGCCGUCUCACGUCUUGGCACCGAGACCGGCAUGACGAUCAACUCAAUCGUCCCAGCUGGGCCGGAACUACGAUGGGGGAAGGCUGG